Molecule: messenger RNA, 1060 nt
Organism: Scatophagus argus
Lineage: Eukaryota; Metazoa; Chordata; Actinopteri; Scatophagidae
Product: dentin sialophosphoprotein-like
Exons: 4
Coding region: 210-605 (131 amino acids)
Source: RefSeq, a predicted model, not a curated record
CUGACUCUGAAUCUGAAUCUGAAUCCGAAGCUGACUCUGAAUCUGAAGCUGCAGCUGCAGCUGAAGCUGAAGCUGAAGCUGACUCUGACUCUGACUCUGACUCUGACUCUGACUCUGAAUCUGAAUCGGAAUCGGAAUCGGAAUCUGAAUCUGAAUCUUUGGAGGAGGACAAGGCAGCAACUGAAGAGCCACUGAAGGAGGAUGUGGUGAUGGAAGAGGGUAUGGCGACCUCAGAGGAGGAAGACAGCGAAGAGAACGAUGAUGACCUGAUUGAGGGUGAACAAGAUGUCGAGAAUGAAGACAGUGAGACAAGUGAAAACGAUGACGAUCUGAUUGAGGGUCAACAGGAUGUCGAGAAUGAAGACAGUGAGACAACUGAGACUGACAGUGAAAGUGAAGAUGAGUCUGACAGCAGUGACACACAAGAGGUCAUCAGUGAGGAAGACAAAAUGGAGCAAAGCCUUGAAAGCCCAGAUGAUGAGGAGGCUCAGGAGCAGAGUUUAGAAACUCUCAACUCCACUGAAGCAACACCUGCUGACCAACAGGGCCAACAGGACCAGCCAGACCAGUCUGAUGACUCUGCCACCACAAAGGCCAUGAAUUAGACGCUCUGCACUGUGGAAGUUCAGCGACUCCAGUGGAAUACACUUGCCAUGACAACAACAACAACAGCAACAAGCUAAACUUCAACCUUCAGCUUCCUGUUCAAACACCAAUCAGAUUUAUUUGUCACAUGUAAUCAAAUAAGGUACAAUCCCAGGAAGUGUUUCGCUCCUUGGCUCGUCCCUGAUUGGUUGUCUCCACUUUCGUCAAACUCUGGCUGCUUUCCACCAUUUGACUGUCUGCAUCUCUUAAUCUGUCUCAGUCUCUGCCUGUCUGUCUGCCUUCAGUCUUCUCUGUGUUCACCAGUGUACAUACAGUCAUCACUCAUCAGCUGCUGAUCUGAGGUCUGCUCUGUGUUCACGCAGUCAUCGUUUACUGUACAAACUUUAGUGAAGGAGGAACGAUUGUCUGUCCACAGAGGAACUGCUAUUAAAGUUUGAACUGUCAAAAACUUCAA